Messenger RNA from Annulohypoxylon maeteangense, 4120 nucleotides. RefSeq names its product armadillo-type protein. The transcript is spliced from 3 exons. The record is from RefSeq and is a predicted model, not a curated record. The coding region runs from base 592 to 3759 and encodes 1055 amino acids. Gene Ontology annotation, molecular function: ATP hydrolysis activity; translation elongation factor activity; ATP binding. Lineage: Eukaryota; Fungi; Ascomycota; Sordariomycetes; Xylariales; Hypoxylaceae.
AUCACUUUUGCCCCUCGUUGGAGGAGAAAAGUCCAAAGGAAAAAAAAAAAAAAAUUUCGUGUAGAAUUUUUUUCCCCCUAGGAUUGUGUAUCUCUCCCAUAAAUUCUCAACCUUAGCCUCCUCUCCCCUCAACACAAAUUCUUACCAGAUCUUCCUUUUUUUCCCCUUACCCAAUAACCUUCUCCCUUCUUUCAAUUCUUUUCUUUUCCAUUUUCUCUUUUCUCGUGAAGAGUGACUAUCUGAGUUUAUUCAACUCAGAUUUUCCCUCUUCUCGUGAUACUCGGAAAGAAACUUCAGCCCUCUGCCUCGGUUCGGGCUUAGACUAAAAUAGACAAGACGAGUCGCGAUAGAGUAGAUUUCUGAUCUCAUCGUCAGCAAGUCUACGGGCUCCGGAGUGAUACAGGACGCGUUUAUUUACGUAGAUUUCAGCAUCUAUCCCAACAGCUCUCCAAACCUUCCGAUUCAUACGAUCGAAUACACCGACCGACGAGAUAACCACGGCCUUUACCUAUAUACGUGUGACUCGAUAAAUCUCGAUCCACGUAUUCCUAAUAUUUCACUCUUCCUCUACUACAACGAAAAUUAUUCAUCAUGUCUACAGCGCAAGAGAAUGCCCAAUCCAUCAAGAUCUUGGAUGAUCUGAUGCAAAAGCUCACCCUUUCCAAGGAUGCAGCAGCUAUUAAGGAUGCCUCACAUUCUUUGGCUUCUUUUAUCAACGGUCGCAUCGAAGACCAGGAGGCCCCUACCAGAACUGUCGAGGCUUUGAAGAAACAGAUAUCCAACAAGAAGGAUGCUGCGGCUCGUGAAAAGGCUGUGAAUGCCAUCCAAGCAAUCGCACAACACUCGGAGAUCGCUCCUAACGUCGAGCCUUACCUCGCUCUUUUCUUGCCUUUGACCCUAGCAGCCAUCGGUGACAAGAUUACCUCUGUCAAGAAUGCCGCUAUUGCGGCCACAACAGCCAUCGUCGAGGCUAUCAACCCUAACGCUGUCAAGGCUAUUCUACCCGCGAUUGUCAAAUCUAUCUUGGAGGCCCAAAAAUGGCCAGAAAAGAUCACGGCUCUUGAGUGCAUUGACAUCUUGGUCAGAAUAGCACCUGCCCAACUGGCAUUCCGCGUCCCCGAGUUAAUCCCUGUCAUCUCCGAGUCCAUGUGGGAUACCAAGAAGGAAGUCAAGGAGCGUGCCUAUAAGACAAUGGAGAAAAUCUGCGAGUUGAUUGUCAACAAGGAUAUCGAGCGAUUCAUCCCCGAGCUUAUCAAGUGUAUCGCUAAGCCCGAAAAUGUGCCCGAGACCGUUCACUUGUUGGGUGCUACUACCUUCGUUACUGAGGUUCAGGAGCCUACUCUAGCCUUGAUGGUACCCUUACUGGAUCGUGGUCUCGCUGAACGAGACACCGCAAUUAAGCGAAAGGCUGCUGUUAUUGUUGAUAACAUGUGCAAGCUCGUCGACGACCCUAACAUCGUUGCUCCUUUCUUGCCUAAGAUGAUGCCCGGUCUGCAAAAGAAUUUUGACAACCUGGCUGAUCCCGAGGCUCGAGAGAAGACCAAACAGGCUCUCGAUACCCUCUUCCGCGUCGGUAACAUCAAGGAUGGCAAGAUUCCCGAGGUUCGCCACGAUGGCGAUAUGCCUACUGUCCUUGCCCAUCUCACGGCCGUUAUUCCCAGCAAACACGCCAAGACGGCGGAGAAGCUAACCCCUGUCUUGGAGUACAUUUCCGCCAUCGGUGGACAGCUUGUCGACGAGAAGGAGACCGAGCCGUCUACCUGGGCUACUUCUGUAAAGCCGUUCGUCACGGUUGUCGUUGGAGAUGUCGAUGCUGAGAAGGUUGUCGAAGGCCUCCGGAAGCGCUCUUCUCCUGGUGUUGAGGAUGAGGCCGAACAAGAAGCCGAGGAUGAUGAUGGCGAAGAUCUUUGUGACUGCACCUUCUCCCUUGCGUACGGUGCCAAAAUUCUACUCAACCAGACUCAUCUCCGACUCAAGCGCGGUCGUCGUUACGGUCUUUGUGGUCCCAACGGAUCCGGCAAAUCUACGCUCAUGCGCGCCAUCAACAAUGAGCAAGUUGAAGGUUUCCCCAAGCAGAGCGAGGUUAAGACUGUCUUCGUCGAGCACGACCUUGACUCUGCUGACACCGAAAUGACUACAAUCGACUGGACCAUGAAGAAGCUUGCCGAGGCUGGCGUCACUACCAGCCAAGCCGAUGUUGAGAAGCGUCUUGAGGAGUUUGGUUUCACCCCGCUAAUGACCUCGGGAGAAAUCACCGCCCUCUCUGGUGGUUGGAAGAUGAAGCUAGCUCUGUGUCGUGCCGUCUUUGAGGCCCCAGAUAUCCUGCUACUCGAUGAACCUACCAACCAUUUGGACGUGAAGAACGUCAAGUGGCUUGAAGAUUACUUGAUCAACUCCCCCUGCACUUCCAUCAUAGUUUCUCACGAUAGCGGGUUCCUCGACAACGUCACCCAAUAUAUCAUCCACUACGAGCGAUUCAAACUGAAGAAGUACAAGGGUAAUCUGAAGGAGUUCGUCCGCAAGAACCCGCAUGCUAAGUCGUAUUACGAGCUUGGAGAAUCCGAGAUCGAAUUCUCCUUCCCGGAGCCCGGCUUCCUCGAGGGUGUCAAGACGAAAGCCAAGGCCAUCUUGCGUGCUACCAAGAUGAGCUUCCAGUACCCGGGUACGCCCAAGCCACAGCUCACCGACAUCAGCUUCCAGUGCUCCCUCGGCUCCCGUAUUGCUGUUAUUGGUCCCAACGGUGCCGGCAAGUCUACGCUUAUCAACGUCCUCACGGGCGAGCUCAUCCCGACCGGUGGUGAAAUUUAUCAGCAUGAGAAUAUUCGUAUCGCCUACAUCAAGCAGCACGCUUUCGCCCAUAUUGAUAACCAUCUCGACAAGACCCCCUCCGAGUACAUCCAAUGGCGAUUCCAGACCGGCGAGGAUCGUGAGACCAUGGACCGUGCGAACAAGAUUAUCACCGAGGAGGACGAGAAGGCUAUGGACAAGAUCUUCAAGGUCGAAGGCUCCCAACGCCGCGUUAUCGGCAUAAACAGCCGUAGAAAGUUCAAGAACAGUUACGAGUACGAAUGUUCUUUCGCUCUUGGCGAGAAUGUGGGCAUGAAGAAUGAGCGUUGGGUCCCCAUGAUGACAGCCGACAACGCCUGGCUUCCCCGAACUGAACUUCUGGUCUCCCACCAGAAGAUGGUCGCCGAAGUCGAUAUGAAGGAGGCUCUCGCCUCGGGUCAAUUCCGUGCGCUGGUCAGAAAGGAGAUCGAGUCUCACUGUGCCAACUUCGGCCUCGAUGCCGAGCUCGUCUCCCACUCGCGGAUGCGUGGUCUCUCAGGUGGUCAGCGUGUCAAGGUUGUACUUGCCGCUUGCUCGUGGCAGAAGCCUCAUUUGAUCGUCUUGGACGAACCUACUAACUACCUCGACCGUGACUCUCUCGGUGCCUUAUCCAAAGCUCUAAAGAAGUUCGAGGGCGGUGUUAUCAUUAUCACCCACAGCGCAGAGUUCACUAAGGACUUAACCGAGGAAGUCUGGGCCGUCAUGGACGGUAUGAUGACGCCUUCCGGCCACAACUGGGUUCAGGGCCAAGGUUCCGGACCGAGGCUGAAGCAAGAAGAUGACGAGGAGGAGAAGUUCGACGCCAUGGGAAAUAAGAUUGUGACCACUAAGAAGAAGGCCAAGUUGACUAGCUCCGAGGCAAGGAAGAAGAAGAAGGAGCGCAUGGCUCGCCGAAAGCGCGGUGAAGAGGUCUUCUCCGACGAAGACGAUUAGACAACUCGUUGCUGUCCUUGGCACUGCUGAUUCUUACGACUUGAUUCUGAUGAAUGAGAGUCUGCUAUUCCCUUUGUUUGAUGAGCUGAAAAGUUCGGGCUUCGCAGGUUGGGCAUUGUUUCCAUGAUUCUUGCGCGCCGUAGGUUGCACACGCUCGAUGCAACCAAUAAGGGAGUUUCAUCCUUUGGUCGAGCAGGAUGAAGUAGGAAAGGCGUGACCUUUCGGGUUUGGAGGUCCAAGUGGUCGAGCCUUUCGAAUUCUUUAGUGAGAGGAUACCAUUGAUAGGUAAAUAGGUCGACGAAUAGAUUUGAUAUACGACGAUGCGCCCGUCAUCCCGUAAUGUGCAUGUGUCAUAAGCCUC